Molecule: messenger RNA, 744 nt
Organism: Baudoinia panamericana UAMH 10762
Lineage: Eukaryota; Fungi; Ascomycota; Dothideomycetes; Mycosphaerellales; Teratosphaeriaceae
Exons: 1
Coding region: 1-744 (247 amino acids)
Molecular function (GO): oxidoreductase activity
Source: RefSeq, a predicted model, not a curated record
AUGAACGUACUGAUUACUGGAGGCAGUCGGGGGAUUGGCCGCGCCACUGCCCUUCUCGCAGGCUCGCGAGGUUGGAACGUAGGCAUCAACUACGCCACCAAUGCCUCGGCAGCAGAGUCUGCCAUUGCGGACGUUCAAAAGGCCGGCGGGAAAGCCAUUGCCAUCAAGGGCGACGUGACCAACGAGAAAGAUGUCAUUCAAUUGUUCGACGCUAUGGAGAAUGCUUUCGGUCCAACUAAUGGCGUCGUUAUUAACGCUGGUGUCACUGCUCAGUCCAUGGCCCUUGCCGACAUGACCGUGGAGCGCCUGCGCCUCGUCUUCGAUACGAAUGUGCUAGGAGCGUAUCUCUGUGCGCGAGAAGCAGCUCGCCGUCUUCCGGGCGCAUCAAAAGAGGACUGUUACAGUAGUAUUGUCCUAGUUUCCUCCGCUGCUGCCAGACUUGGUUCGCCGAAUGAGUUUGUGGACUACGCUGGCUCCAAAGGCGCUAUCGACACGCUUAAUGUUGGUCUUUCGAAGGAGCUCGGUCCGAAGCACGUACGGGUCAACGCUGUAAGACCCGGCAUCAUCGACACCGAAAUUCACGCUUCUGCGGGUGAUCCUGACCGGUUAGGGCGCCUGGGCAAGCAGACUCCGCUCGGUAGGCCUGGCGGCGCGGAUGAAGUGGCCGAAGCCAUUGUGUGGCUGCUGUCGCCAGCCUCAAGCUAUGUGACCGGCACCAAUAUCGAUGUCACGGGAGGAAGAUGA